Molecule: messenger RNA, 609 nt
Organism: Portunus trituberculatus (swimming crab)
Lineage: Eukaryota; Metazoa; Arthropoda; Malacostraca; Decapoda; Portunidae
Product: pigment-dispersing hormone 1 peptides
Exons: 4
Coding region: 141-377 (78 amino acids)
Biological process (GO): response to light stimulus
Cellular component (GO): extracellular region
Molecular function (GO): hormone activity
Source: RefSeq, a predicted model, not a curated record
GACUAUUAGGACUUUGGGUCACGCUGCAGGCCUUACCCACACACCACUGGUUAGGUUCAACACACAAGCCAAGGCACUGCCACCUCACCACCACAUGAUGAACAGUGGAGUAACCUACCAGGACAGCCAAGCCAACAUGGAUGCGCAGCGCCGUGGUCGUAGCCGUGCUGGUGGUGGUGGCCCUCGCAGCCCUACUCACCCAAGGGCAGGAGCUCAAGUACCAAGAGCGUGAGAUGGUGGCGGAGCUGGCGCAGCAAAUCUACCGCGUGGCGCAGGCUCCGUGGGCGGCCGCCGUUGGUCCCCACAAGCGCAACUCUGAGCUCAUCAACUCCAUCCUGGGACUGCCCAAGGUGAUGAACGACGCCGGCAGGAGAUAAGUUGUCCACUCUGUCCCCACCACACCACCUUUCCAACUCGACCCUCCACCUUCUGCCGGGAACAGGACGAGGCCAGCGGGCGCGUAGAGCAUCACCAUCUCCGGGCGACACCAUCACUUCCUGUCAAUUGUUUAGUCAGUCAUGUAAUCAAUCAGUUAGUCAGUCAACCAGUCAGCGAACGUCGGCCUCUCAUGUACCUUGAGUGGACUCAUUAAAAGCAUAUAGAAUAGUA